Scatophagus argus is the source of this 4068-nucleotide messenger RNA. RefSeq names its product neuregulin 1 (gene nrg1). Bases 707 to 2644 code for a protein of 645 amino acids. Gene Ontology annotation, molecular function: protein tyrosine kinase activator activity; chemorepellent activity. NCBI's taxonomy places the organism in Eukaryota, Metazoa, Chordata, Actinopteri, Scatophagidae. The transcript has 8 exons. The record is from RefSeq and is a predicted model, not a curated record. Gene Ontology annotation, biological process: intracellular signal transduction; nervous system development; animal organ development.
UGGAGGGGGUGGCUAUAGCAGUUGGCCUGUCUGUGAUUCGCUGACAUGCGGUCUAAUUGGAUCAAGUAGGAACUUGCUUAGCUGCAUGCUUUGUGCUGAGAUUGGUAGCAGCCUGCAAAGAGAGCAGGGACACACCAUCAGACAGGAAGAGAGACAGAAAGAAAGGCUGCCCUACUCACCAGUUCGAGAGAAAAGAUAGAGAGAGAAGGGUUGAGAGAAGAAAAAGGGGAGUAUCCCAUCUUCUCUGCUGUGCUACUGCAGCACCCCCUUCAUCCUCCCUCCCCCUCUCUCUCUUUCUAUGAUUCUGUUUCUCUCUCUCUUUCCCCUUACUCAUCUAUUUCUGUAGCUGUGCUGAGAGGAAGGGCACCUGCCGCUCCCUGAUGAUUCAGCCUUUCAGCUACUUGGAGAUCCACAGGCAAGACAGCAUGUCCGUCCUGCCAUUGCAGUGCUUUGCUGUGCUGUCCUCUGCCCUACAGCUACUGCAGCUGCAGCCUUCGUGUCACAUCAGCACUGCUUCUUCCGUACUCAGAAGGCUGUCUAUAUACAUCCCAGACUGUUAACAAGGUUCACUCUGAAGAACAUCUUAACCUUCCUCUGAAAUUCCAACUCUCAAUCCAAGGCCUCAAGAUGGAAACAUGCUUGUGGAGACUGGUGGCAGACAGCCACUGUGUGAUGCUCUGAGUUAAUAGCUGAGUUGUUGGAAAGGAUGACUGAGGGAAUGGACGACUUCUCUGCAGGGCCAGCUCCCCCAUCUGGAUCAACCUCCCCCAUCAGCUCUACUGUUGAUACUGGACAAGUCCCUAAGGAGAAACCAGAGGAGACAGAGACAGCUGGUGAGACUGGGGAGGAGAGCGCAGAGGGAACUGCAGAGGGAGGUGGUGGUGGCGAUCGGGAGCAUUUAGGAGCUUUGGGAAUUGUGGCCUUGCCAGGAACCUGCUGUGUGUGUAUGGAAAUGGAACAGAUUAACAAUUGCCUGCAUUCUGAGAAAAUCUGCAUUCUACCCAUCCUAGCCUGCUUGCUUAGCUUGGCCCUCUGCACAGCUGGACUCAAAUGGGUCUUUGUGGAUAAGAUCUUUGAAUAUGAACCACCCACACACUUAGAUCCUAAACGCAUUGGACAGGACCCAGUUAUCAUAUCAGUUGACCCCACAGUGGGAUUAACUGUGUUGAUUCCUCAUUCGCCUCCAUCUACAGUCUCCUUGACCACCACCAAUGCCAUUACUCCAGGCCAUCCUGACGUUUUAGUAGAAGACAAAUCUACAGGAAGGCCAUACGUGCCACAGUCUCCACAUGUGACUCAGUCUGACCCCUCUGUUACACUUAAAUACAACGCUAAACAUCCCACUAUCUCAAGGCAGACUCCCCACCCUCAGACAACACAGGACAUCAUCAUCUCAACAAUCUCUGCCACCAGCACCACUACCACCACCACAGGCAAGACCUCCAGUCAUGUGACACGCUGCAGUGACAGCCAGAGGAACUACUGUGUUAAUGGAGGGGAAUGCUUCACCCUUGAAAUCAUGCCAGGCAGCACAAAGUUUCUCUGCAGGUGCUUGGCAGGAUUCACUGGGCACCGAUGUGAACAAGCUGUGCUUAAGAAAGUCUCAGACCCAAAACAAGCUGAGGAGCUGUAUCAGAAACGUAUUUUAACAAUAACAGGAAUCUGCAUUGCACUCCUAGUCGUUGGAAUCAUGUGUGUGGUUGCCUACUGCAAAACAAAGAAGCAGAGGAAGAAGCUGCAUGACCGUCUGAGGCAGAGCCUGAGGAAUAAGAGGAGCAAUAAUACUAAUACUGGUAUUGGCCCCAACCUGGCAAGCUCAGCUAGAGGACGUCAGAUUUCUAAUUUGCUUCUUCAGGAUUUGCAGCUCAACAAUCAAUGUAAUGGGACAAUUAUGCAGGAUGCAGCUGAGAAGGAGACAGAAACAACUUUCUCCACAGCAAAAUAUGCCUUAUCUGCACAUGAACCCACCACAUUUACUCAUAUCUCCAGCCAAAGGUUUACAUCUUCCAUGGCAAUCCCGACCCUGCUAUCUCCGGUGUCCCAGACCUCUCUUGCAACAUCAGAGUCUGAUCCUACAGAGACGUCAGCCCCCCUGUCCAUGCUGGCCAUCUCUGUUCCCUCAGUGGUUUUAAGUCCCUUGGGUGAAGAGGAGCGCCCCCUGUUGUUGUCAAACACACAUCAGCCACACAAGUUGUCAAACCGAAAUGAACUGAAGAGGACUUCUGCUCACUACAACCAUGGCCAUGUGGUACAGAGCUCACCACCUAGCCUGCUGUUUACUAUGGAGAAUGGGAACUACCAAAUCAUAGAUGACCACAACACCACAACUGCCAGUUGUAUGUUCUCAGCAUCACCCGAGAAGCUACUUCAUGCAAACAAAAACAUCAAUGACUGUAAUACCAAAAGCAUAGGAGUCACCAAUGGCCAUUGGCCACUUAAUGUGGAGUUCAGUGGUGAUGGUAUGCUUGUGAGCGAUAUGAAGGAGCCUCAGGGGGAGCUCACGUCCUUUGCUACUACAGAUAGCACUACAGCCCUGUUGCUCAAGGCUAUAUACAGCAGCAGGACUAACCCAGCAUCACCAAAUGAUGACCUGCAAGUGAAGUCAUCCAAUUCCACCACCAAACAUGAUCCAGUCACUGUGUAAAGCGAAAAGAAAUUGCUCAAAACCCUUUAUGUUGAGGGAAAAAAGGAAUAGUCAUUAUUAAACCUUUAUUUUAUAUAAAUUAUUUGCUGUAUAAAUAAAGAAUGAAACUUUUAUUUUAGUGAUGUAUUAAAUAAAGAGUUUUAUAAAGUAGCGUACAAAUGUGUUCACGCGUUAGGUUAAGUGCCAUACACUAGUAUGUAGCGACAGUUCACAGUGCAUUUCAGUGCAGAAAAAAUAUCAAUGGUGCCUUUCUGUUUGAUAUGCUAAAAGGAACUGCAGCAUUGCAUACUGGACCAUAUAUUUAUCAUCUUAAUCUUCCAGUUAACAAUCAAAAAUGACUUGCUGGCUGCAAUGUGUUGCAGUGGGAAGAGACCACUGACACGAUAGUUUGAAAUUAAAUUGAUAUUUUCAAGGUGCAUGCCAUGUCCUUAAAUGCUGUGAUGGAAUUAUGAGCAGUGGUAUAUGUGGUUUCCUCUAAAUUCAUUUGACCUCACAAGUCAAACAAUGUGAUGUGCUGUGUGCUGAUUAUGGGCUGUCUCACUGAGAUUUUUUUUGUUCUAAAAUAUGGUAUAAAAUACAGAACACUUGGACUGAUGUUAAUGAAUAAUGAUUAAUCAGCUCAAUACCUGCAUUUUGUGACAGGUGGAAAAGAUGUUAGAGAUCACAAUGUUUUCAUUUGUCACUAAUCCAGUAUUUUGGUGAUAAGCUAAUAUUAUAAUUGUUAGAUAAAGGUGCAAUCAGUGAAUUCUGACUCUUCAGUUAAAUAUUACUAAUUAAAAUGUACAGGCUUGAACACAUACAUUUUAUUUUAUUUUAUUUUAUUAUUUUUUUUAAUUCUCCAUUUGGAUUUAAUUUGCAUAAUGUCAAAUAUCCUGACUUUAAGUUGUUGGGUUUUUUUUGUUUUGUUUUUUGAAAGUAAAGUUUCAUCUCUUUCUAUUCUGGCAGGUACCCACAUCUUCACUGAGUACAAAUUGACUCAGUUAAGGUGGUGCUACUGAAACAUAACACUCAAAGCUUUAAGACCAGCGAUUCUCUAUUUUUUUUUUAAAGAAAACAAUGUGAUUGUUUGUGCCCUCCAUCACAAUCAUCAUUGAUUGCAUCUUUAAACGCAAGACUAUCUACAAAGUGUGUACAGAAGUGAAUAUAUGCCUAAGCUUCAUGAAAACAUUCAUGUGUCUGAGAAAUGUAUUUUGGGGUUUAAGAAACUGCUGAAUAUAUACAUAUCUGCUGCUUUCAUUUAUUCAGUAAUAUCACUGGUAUUAUUUUUUUCAACAUGUUAAAAUUUAGCUUUUUUUUCCAAUUACCUUACCUUAUACAGUCUCACUGUGUGUGUUUAUGAUUCUUAACAUAAUUGUAGUUUAUGAUAGUCUGCCAAAGUCUGUCUUUACUUCUAGACUGUAGAAUAAACACAUUAUGACAAAAUA